AUGACCAUGCCGGACCCUAUGCAUGGUAUGCCGCCGUUGUAUCGCCGUCCUGACGGUCACAAGGCGGGGGUGCUGGGAACCGACAACCUGAUAUCUCCCGAGUGCAUUGACGGUCUUGACGGCACUCAUAUUACCAGUUCGACAUUCAGUCAGGUCAGUUGGGACCCCAGCCUCGGGCACGGCGGCACCAUCUACUACGACUCCAAAACCAAAGACAAACAAGGCAACCGCUCUUCCCCGAAAGUCGCCAAAGGUAGCCCCGUUGGUCAAGACUGCGUAGUCGGCCAAGACGGCACACUUGGUCAAAACUGCGGCCCCUACCCAACGUACAUUCAGUCGGUCCAAGGUCAAGACGGUACCCUCCAUCAAGGAAACAUCUUCGGUCAAGACAAUACCUUCAAUCAAGGGAACACCUUUGGUCAAGAUGCCUUUGGCCAAGGGGUUAUCUUCAGUCAAGGGGCCACAGUUGGUCAAGACGGUACCUUCAAUCAAGAGAACACCCUCACCGGUCAAAACAAUCCAUUGGGCCCAAGUCUUCUAUAUCCAGGGUGUCCUAAGGGUAUUUGGACAUUUGGCCCUGACUAUCCCCCCUGGGAAGACGACAGUCUCAGCAAAGAGAAAGGAAAAGAGAAAGAGAGAAGCCCCUCUUUCGACAGCACCCUCAGUCAGGGGAGUACACUCUGGUCAGGGUCAGGAACCGACAGUACCAGCACACUGAGCCAAGCCAGCACCAUCUAUCCCAUCGGCAUGCUAGGUCAAGGUCAAGCUCAAGGGCAAGGACAGGGUCAAGAUACCAGCACCCUCUAUCCCAUUGGCAUGCUAGGUCAAGGUCAAGGUCAAGAUACUACCCUCUGGCUGAACUCCAGGUUGUAUCUAGAUACGAUCCUUGAUGGCAGCAGCACCGUCACCAACGGUCAAGAGAGCAGCAUCCUCGGCCAAUAUUAUGCCUUGUAUCAGAAUCAGAACAUGGCCCUCGGCCAAGACAGCACCUUUGGCCAAGGCAGCGGCAGUGGCAGCGGCAGUGGCAGUGCCAGCACCAGCACCAACACCAACACCAACACCAGCAUCCUUUAUCAAGACGCAGCCACUGCGCUCGGUCAACACAACAAGCUCCAUCAAGACAAUAGCUUCAAUUUCGAUCAGACCAGCACCUUCGAUCAAGUUAACACGCUCAGUCAAGCCAACACCUUCGAUCAAGGUAGCAUGCUUGGUCAACACAACACCUUCAAUCAAGGUAGCACCUUCGGUCAAGACCACCCCUUCAGUCAAGGUAAUGCUCUCGGUCAAACCAGCACCUUCGAUCAAGGCAAUACGCUCGGUCAAACCAACACCUUCAAUCAAGGUAAUACCCUCCUCUCUCAAGACAACCAGGUCUAUCAAGACACCACGCUCAGUCGAAGCAGCAGCUACCCCUACCCCAUCCAACAAACAAACACAGACCAAACCACGCAGCCGGCCAGUCCCCAAGCCCAAGCCAAAGCCCAAGCCAAAGCCGAAACCAAAGACAAAGGCAAAGGCAAAGGCGAAUCUCCACGACGGGCCAGUGCCAGCGCCAGUGCCAAUGCCAGUGCCAGUGACAGUAUCUAUGCCACAGAGUUCGACCGCACGCCGCCCGAGGUUGUGUGGCAAGAUUGGCCCCUCGACAAUGACAUACGCGGAGUGGGAGGCGGAGCUUGCACGAUUCAGCUUUGUCGGCCAAGGGGGGAAAGUCGAGCCCUACCUGCUAUAGUAUGGUUUUCUGAAGGAGCUUCCACGUCCACAUCCACAUUCACAUCCGUAUCCACUUCCACUUCCACUUCCACUUCAACUUUCACAUCCACAUCCACAUCCACAUACCGAGACCGAGACCGAGAACACGACCACAACAUCCAAGAACCAUCCAAUCGCACCUGGCACAAAGACCAGGACCACAAGGAGAAAAAGGCCAUGUUGAAACGGGCCUGCGAUCAGCGACAGAAGAUGAAGACGAAGAUGAACGAGAUCUGCACCAGAGACCACGAGCGAGUAUUGUUGACGCGGAUGUAUUUGACCUGCGCUGCCGUCCGCAUCACCUUCCACCCUGUCCCCGGAGACGUCUUUCCCGGCUCGGUGGAUGAAGUGUAUGAGGCCUAUGAUGACAUGGUCGCGAGUGGUCAUGACAAUGGUCUGAAUGGGACCUAUGUCCUCGGAGGACAAAAGAGGUAUCCUUCAUCAGCAGUGUCGCAUGUAUCUCUUUCUUUCACAAACACUGUUCACAAGUGUCCUUAUCAGCUGUGCACACGUUUCUUCGCAGUUACCGUUGCCCUCGUCCUUGCCGUAUUGACUCUACUCAAACAGUGGCGCCACGCUCGCCUUCGUCAUCGCCGUGCGCCGAGCAUCGAACCAGCAAGCACCACCGGCCGGGCUGAUACUCAUUUCGCCCGCCUACCUGGACAACUCGGUGUGGACCAAGAAAUCGAAUUCGAAGAAGCGGGCCAAGACCAUACGGCGAGACGAGAUGAUGCUCGACCGCACAACACCAACACCACCACCACCACCACCAAUACCAACUCCAACAUGGACAUGGACAUAGACAUCGACAUCGACACCGACACCACCGCUAGUCAACAUCGACUCGAUGUCCCCGAAGCCGUACUACGCAACGUGAGUCUGCCACCAAUCUCCCUCUCCGUGCUCCGACCGGACGCCUUCCUCGACGACGGCCAAGCACUAUGCAAUCAACUCAAACAGAGUCGCCACUUGGUCGUGUUCCGCAUGUUUCCCGCCACCACCGCGGGGAACAAUAAGUCCAAGUACUCCGAGUGCGGCGCCAUGCCGGACAGACUGGAGGACCAUCUGGUGAUUAUCACCAAGACAUGGUUUUCCCUCGACACUUUACUGUUCUCCGGUCAAACGUCGUGGCUUGCCAGGGAGGGCAAGGACGGCGCGGAUAAGAGCCCGAGUCUUCUGGAUGGGAUUAUUGAACAUUGGAGUGUGAUGAAGCCGGGAUGA
This is a messenger RNA of Capronia epimyces CBS 606.96, 2970 nucleotides long. RefSeq lists its product as uncharacterized. NCBI's taxonomy places the organism in Eukaryota, Fungi, Ascomycota, Eurotiomycetes, Chaetothyriales, Herpotrichiellaceae. The transcript has 4 exons. The coding region runs from base 1 to 2970 and encodes 989 amino acids. The record is from RefSeq and is a predicted model, not a curated record.